AUGGAUCUGGAGAUCUUGACUCGACCGCCGACACUGAUACCGAGAUGGGAAACCGAAGAAUGGACAGCACGGCUCGCAACCGUCCUCACUUCCACACCGUAUUUCUCCCAUCAAACACUUCACCAACCUAUCCAUCAUUCACUCCAGUCCUCCUCCCCUCCUUCCACCUCCUCGUCCUCUUCUCCGUCGUCCUCCCGCUUUCGAAUUCUCGACAUCUGUACCGGCUCCGGGUGCAUCCCUCUCGGCCUCGCUUCCGCUCUGCCUCCAAAAUCCUCCCACCUCAUUGGCAUCGACAUUCACGAAAAGGCUAUCCAGCUCGCUACAGAGAAUGAAACCCAUAACCGAGCGCUGCUGCGUGGGAAUCGUGUAAACUUCCAGCGGGGGGAUCUCAUGGCCCCCGACGCUGUUGACACCUUCUUAAGGUUCUCAUCACCUUCACAGAGACAGGAACAAGAGCAGGAGCAGUAUCAUAACAAUAGCAGCGCAGCGACGACGACGACAAGGAUUCCUCGGGCUACAGGAUACAAUCUCAUAAUUUCGAAUCCACCCUACAUCUCUCAUUCAGAAUUCUCGACCCUCGAACCAGAAGUCGCACAAUGGGAGGAUCCAAACGCACUCCUUGCAGACCAAGAAGGCUUAAUCUUCUACCCACGGAUUGCUCAUAUGGCCAUGUCGCUACUCCACAGUAACACCCACGCCCACCAUUCUUCUGAUGAACAUAAUAACUCUGUAUCAGAACGGCAAUGGCGGAACGGACCUGACCUGGACGAGGUCAAGGUUCCGGAACUGGUGUUUGAGAUCGGAGGCGAUCAUCAGGUCGAGUCUGUGAGUAAGGCUGCUCGGGAGGCAGGGUUCAGGAGAGUUCAGGUGUGGAAGGAUCUGGCGGACCGGUCUAGGUGUAUCAUAGCCGCGCGGUGA
Messenger RNA from Gamsiella multidivaricata, 918 nucleotides. Its product is annotated as S-adenosyl-L-methionine-dependent methyltransferase. The transcript has 2 exons. Gene Ontology annotation, molecular function: methyltransferase activity; nucleic acid binding. Gene Ontology annotation, biological process: methylation. The record is from RefSeq and is a predicted model, not a curated record. Gene Ontology annotation, cellular component: mitochondrion. Lineage: Eukaryota; Fungi; Mortierellomycota; Mortierellomycetes; Mortierellales; Mortierellaceae. Bases 1 to 918 code for a protein of 305 amino acids.